AUGGAUGAAGCACCGGCACGGCAAAGACUAGAUGAGAUGCUGGCGCCCCAGGAGCAUUUGACGUUACGUUCCCAGCCCACAGAGGCCGACUACAGAGCUGCUACUGUCAAACAGAGACCUACCGGCAGGAGAAUCACAUCAGCAGAGAUCAGUUCGCUGUUUGAGAGGCAGGGCAUGGCACUACAUGGUGGGCUCCACCCAGGGAUAGAGAGGGCUCAUAUGCAGCUGCCUAGAGGGAUGUCCAGGACCAAGUCAUUCGGUGCGACUGAGGAGGACCGACUACUGCCCCCUCCUCCCCCUCCCUCUACUACCUGGACACUGGCCCUCCCCCUCCUUCUGCCCCCUCCUCCCCCUGCCAGGGGUCAAGGUCAAGGUCAUGAUCCUGGAGGUCGUUCCAGCUUCAAGCCCUCCUCCCUGGACCUGGACCGGCCCUACGACCCAUCGCACCGCCAGUCCUCCCAUCUUGAACGCCAGAAGAAGACAAGGUCAAUGAUUAUUCUACAAGACUCCUCCCACUUACCCGUGGAGCCCACCGACAUCCCCCGCCCCUCUGCCUCUGCUACACCACCCGAGCGAAUUAAAAGGAAAGGACGGGUGAUUGACAACCCGUACGCCAAUGUCGGCCAGUUUAGUAUUGGGUUGUACACGCCCACCAAGCCCCAGCGCAAGAAGAGCCCUCUGGUGAAACAGCUACAGGUGGAGGACGCUCAGGAGAGAGCCAGCAUCGCCUUGGCUGCCGCCCACUCCCGAGAGCCCUCCCCCUCAGGUCGACUGCCACACACCCACGGCCACACACACACCAGCCGGGCCGACUACUACCAGCAGCAGCUGAUGGUGGAGCGCGAGCGUAUGCGUCUCCAGGGAGAGGCCCUGCUACAGGGGAAAGGGCCGUUCGCUGCCGCUAUCGCUGGCGCUGUGAAGGAUCGAGAGCGCCGUCUAGAGGAACGGAGGAAAUCAACAGUCUUCCUGUCGGUGGGGACAAUGGAGGGGGGGUCUGGGUCUGUCCCUGAGGCCCCCUCCUACACCACAUCUCGCUCCAUCGAUGAGCGCCUGCUCAGCAGAGAAUUUGGCCAGCUGCCACCCCCUGCCCUGGCCCUGCGUCCCUCACCUGGUGGCACUACCUUCAUCCACCCACUCACAGGGAAGCCCCUGGAUCCUAACUCGCCCCUGGCUCUUGCGCUGGCCGCAAGAGAGCGGGCACUUACCUCCCAGACCCAGUCCCCCGCCAGCAGCCCUGAGCCCAGGACUAAACAGGAAAGGGCUGGGGCUGGGGCUGGAAGUCAGGGGGCUUCGCUCUUCAUCGACAGCCAGACCAAAGAGCCUCAGGAUGGGGAUGGGAGUCCGGGGUCACCCCAGGCUGGUAAACCCCAGUGGGGAGCAUCCUCACCCACCUUGCUUCGCCAGGAGAUGGAGGGAAGAGUAGAGGAGAGGAAGGAGGAGAGGAGAACGGAGGAUAAGAAGAGUUUGUUGAUCAGUAUCAUGGACACAUCCCAACAGAAGACGGCUGGACUAAUCAUGGUCCAUGCCACCAGUAACGGCCAGGCAGUGGGGCUGGAACCAGGGCUGGAGCAGACCCCCACCUCCACAGCCACCGAGCCCAGUAAACCCUCCCUCAGUCGGGUUCCAUCGCCCAGCCCCUCUGCCUCUCAGCCCCAGACCCAGCCCCAGGCCCAGCACCCCUCCAGCCCAGCCCAGGCUACCUUGGCCCAGGGCAGUUCAGAGGAAGAUGUGGAGCCCUACACAGUGAACCUACCUCCAGCCAUGCUGUCCUCAAGUGAUGAGGAGACCAGAGAGGAGCUGAAGAAGAUCGGGGUGCUCCCACCUCCGGAUGAGUUCGCCAACGGGUUGUUGGCCAAGGCACAAGCACUGGAACAAGCCCAAGCCCAAGCCCAGGGGACCCCUGUACCCCAGUCUAAAUCCGUCACCUCCCCCACAACAUCUACCACCCCUACUCCCCUCACCCCUUCCACCACCACCCCAACCCCCAGCCUGUCCCCAACCCAGCCUCAGGGCCCUCCUCUCCAGCCUUCCCCCGGAGGAGCAGUCGUCUCAGGGAAGCCCUCGGACCCAGACCAGCCCCAUCCUCCAGCCCUGCUGGCUGAGUCUGGUUCAGCAGCAGACUCUGGUGUGGAGGAGGCAGACACACGCAGCUCCAGUGAGAGAGAGCGAGACCACCACCUGGAGACCACCAGCACCGUGUCCACCGUCUCCAGCAUGUCCACUCUGUCCUCGGAGAGUGGUGAGCCCGCCGACACACAUACCUCCUAUGCCGACGGGCAGACCUUUGUGCUCGACAAGCCACCAGUGCCUCCCAAGCCCAGGCUAAAAUCCCACAUCGGAGGCAGUAAAGGCCCGGUAACCUUCAGGGACCCGUUGCUAAAGCAGAGCUCUGACAGCGAGCUGUUAUCCCAGCAGCAGGCAGCUGCUCUUGCUGCAGCAGCGGCCGGAGGGGCAGGGCUGGGGCAUGGAGGCCUUGGGUCUGGAGGCCUUGGGUCUGGAGGCCUGGGGUCAGGCUCUAUAUCUGGUCUGGUGGGAGGCCCUGGGAGGCCCCGCUACCUCUUCCAGAGGAGGUCCAAGCUGUGGGGGGAUCAGAUGGAGGCGCGAGGACCCGGGGUGGGGUUAGGGAUGGGGAGUCUUGGCAGUCUAGGGGGUUGGGGCUAG
Molecule: messenger RNA, 2661 nt
Organism: Oncorhynchus nerka (sockeye salmon)
Lineage: Eukaryota; Metazoa; Chordata; Actinopteri; Salmoniformes; Salmonidae
Product: SH3 and multiple ankyrin repeat domains protein 3-like
Exons: 6
Coding region: 1-2661 (886 amino acids)
Cellular component (GO): postsynaptic density; postsynaptic membrane; dendritic spine
Molecular function (GO): synaptic receptor adaptor activity; ionotropic glutamate receptor binding
Source: RefSeq, a predicted model, not a curated record